AGGUCUUGCCAAAAUUGAAAAUUCCAAAUAGUAGUUCAGUGCGCGAGAGAAGGGGAGAGAGAGAGAGAGAGAGAAAAUGGAGGACGUGCUCACCGAGACGCCGCCGCCAUCGCGAUUCUUCGACGAAGACCUCGAUAACUUCGCGGCUCCAUCCCCGCUUUUACCUCACCCCUUCCUUCUCCUCUCUCCCGAUGCCAACCCCAGCCCUGAUCUCCUACUCAUUGCCAUCUCCCCUCCAUCCCUUGCGCUUGUCCACCGCAUCCCCGGUAAAACCCUAAUCGGAACCCUAAUCCUCCCUGAAACCCCACUCUCCGGCACUGCGAUCGUUCCUUCCGCCCGUGACCGCGCGAUCCAUGUUUACGCUGUCGGAAACGGCAAGACGGUCCUCGUUGCGGUCCAGUACCCGAUCCCGACUGAGAGGGCGAAGGCGGUGGCGAGGGCGGUGGUGCGGGGGUUGCAGGCGGGGAGAGUGGUGGUGCUGGACUCGAUCGAAGAGGGGAACUAUAGGGGGAGGUUGACUGGGGACGAGGCGGUGGCGGUGAAGCUAGAAACGGUGGAGCAGCGAAGGGAGGGGGGAGUGGUGGAGAUGGAGUGGAUGCCGGAGGGGAGCGUGGUGGAUGGGCUUGGGGCGGCGCUGAUAGGGGAGUGCCAGAUGAAGAGGGUCAAGGGAACUCUGUGCGUGACGUGGCCGUAUCAGGGCCGUCCAUCGGCGGUGCCGAUCGUGGGGAUGGUGAUGAAGGGGCUGGGCGUUGAUGUGGAUGUCAGUGGAGUUGAGGCUGAGCUCGGUGAUGGGUUUGACUCUGAUCUCUAUACGUAGUUGUUUGGAUUCUUGUUACAGAUCGUGUCUUGUCUAAGUGUUCCAGAGUUUUUG
Messenger RNA from Dioscorea cayenensis subsp. rotundata (Guinea yam), 871 nucleotides. RefSeq lists its product as uncharacterized. NCBI's taxonomy places the organism in Eukaryota, Viridiplantae, Streptophyta, Magnoliopsida, Dioscoreales, Dioscoreaceae. The record is from RefSeq and is a predicted model, not a curated record.